AUGGCUUCUGAGACCAAUCCGACGUUCGAAGUUGGCGACCAUGAAGCUUUCAUGGAGUUUGCCCUCACUCAAGCCAAAAGGUCGCCACCGGCUGGCAACAAGUUCUGCGUCGGGGCUGUACUUGUAGAUGCAGCCAAAGGCAAGGUCUUAUCGACAGGGUACUCGCUUGAAUAUCCGAGAGACUACAAAGGAGAUCCGGGUACCACACACGCAGAGCAAUGUUGUUUUAUCAAGAUCGCCGACGAGCACAACCUUCCCGAGGAACGCAUACAUGAAGUCCUUCCACCAGAUACUGUGCUGUACACAACCAUGGAACCUUGCAAUGAGAGGCUGAGCGGCAACAUGACUUGCGCGACCAGAAUCUUGAGACUCAAAGGCGCUAUCAAGACUGUUUAUGUGGGGAUCAGGGAACCCGGAACGUUUAUUGCAAACAAUGACGGACAGGAAAGACUCGAGGCAAACGGUGUCAAGGUCGUGUAUCCUGUCGAACAUUGGCGUGACAGAAUCACGGAGAUCUCGAUGGCCGGCCAUUAA
Fusarium odoratissimum NRRL 54006 is the source of this 534-nucleotide messenger RNA. RefSeq lists its product as uncharacterized. The transcript has a single exon. Gene Ontology annotation, molecular function: diaminohydroxyphosphoribosylaminopyrimidine deaminase activity. Lineage: Eukaryota; Fungi; Ascomycota; Sordariomycetes; Hypocreales; Nectriaceae. The coding region runs from base 1 to 534 and encodes 177 amino acids. The record is from RefSeq and is a predicted model, not a curated record.